GGCGCGCGUGCAGCUGGGGAAGGGAGCGGCGUCACAGCAGUCGGUGCGCUCCAGUAUACACACGCACAGUGGUCCACCCGCAGUUAGUUUCGAGUGUAGUCAUACGGAAUAGGUAUCGUUCUCGCGUCUUCGCACUGUAACUUACUGGAGACAAUUCGUUCACGUUCCCUCAGCUGUCUGACAUGAACAGCGGAGUGUUUUGACAACCGAUCACUGACAGUCUAGGACGCGACAGUUAACGCUCCCCCCCAAGUUCCGUUAAAGAGCACACAAACGUAGGCACCUGCUACCCGUCAGCAUGGCGACUGGAGUGCUACCGCCGGACACGACACUGGAGUUCCACCUGGUGACGCUGUUCGAGAAGCUGGAGGCGGCGCGCCUGGAGGCGGCGUGCGCCCCCGGGGGCGGCGCGCCCUCGGCGGCGUUGCGCCGGCCCUCUAUGCAGGCCGAGGUGCGCACGCUCGAGUUCUGGCGGUCCAUCAUCUCGGAGUGCCUGGCGUCCUUCUUCUACGUGUUCAUCGUGUGCGGCGGCGCCGCGGCGGCAGUCUCCGGGCCGGCGGCCGGCGGGUCGCCGCUGCUGCUCACCACCGCCAUCGCCACAGGCCUCGCCGUAGCGACGCUCACGCACUGCUUCGGACACAUCUCAGCUUACAAUUAUUUUAAGCUAAACAAAUCAAUAGAAAAUUUGCUAGGAUGUGAGAUUUUAGAAGGAGGCAUUCAAAGUGAACUUGGUGGGUUUCUCAAAGUCAGCUGUGGUGAUUAA
Molecule: messenger RNA, 763 nt
Organism: Schistocerca nitens (vagrant locust)
Lineage: Eukaryota; Metazoa; Arthropoda; Insecta; Orthoptera; Acrididae
Product: neurogenic protein big brain-like
Exons: 2
Coding region: 299-763 (154 amino acids)
Biological process (GO): transmembrane transport
Cellular component (GO): plasma membrane
Molecular function (GO): water channel activity
Source: RefSeq, a predicted model, not a curated record